UCUGGCAAGAGCACACCCCGAUUCUCUCUCUAUAUACCCAAGAGCGCACCCGAACUCCCUCUCUCUCUUACUGACUGGCGGACGAGCACAUACGGUGAGCCCUAUGGUCUGGACCCUUUCAACCAUGUUCAACUGAUGACGAAUUUACUGGAGCAAAAAAAAUGCAGAAAUCUUAUGUGGGACGUCACGUAGAUGUCAUGGUGACAUAUUUUGCAGCCUUGUUCAUUGCAGUGGUGAAUUCGUAAGCCUCAGUUUCUAUCUCCUCUUUCAGAUGGUCCAUUCUCAUGGUGGUCGGAUUUUCUGGUCUCAUGUUUAAAUCAACGGUAAUUAGAAGCCUGAGAUAUCAACUCACUUCUCGAAUUUCAGCAAACCUAUUCUCCUUGCCCAGUGAUAAGCCCUGCAUCACUACUAGUACUUUUCACUACAGAUCUUUUGCUUAUGCGACUUCCAACACUUUCUCUCAUAAAAAUGCACCCUCCACUUUGUGCAUCUUAAAUAAAGCAAAUCGUGCUCCAAUUCAUGAGUAUGGGUUAACCGAGAUUCAUCUUUCCCAUCAUCUAUAUGCUACAAUGGCAGAACCCAUUCUUGUUCAGGCUCAAAACCCAUCUCAAUUAGCUCUAGAGCUCUCUGAUGCUGUUGAUGAAAAAAGAUUCGAUGAUGCUUGGAAGGCUUUUGAGCGAUACAAACAGAUGGAAGGCCUCCCAAGAAAAUCAGUGCUAAAUAAGCUCAUAGCUAGUUUAGCAGAGAGUGGUGAUCUGCAAUGGGUCAAUAAAGCUUACAAUUUAGUAGAAAUGGCUUUCGGUGAGGGUAAACAUGAGCUCUUGCAUAAAGAGUCUUUGAUAUUUCUAGCUUUUAUUACUGCAAGGGCUGGACUGCCAGUUCAGGCAUCAACCAUCUUGAGGAAAAUGGUACAAGUAGAGGAAUACCCACCUGUUGAUAUUUGGCUUGGGGUCAUAGCCCAUAUGUCUCGAACAGCUCCUGGUGCUUUUCUUGCUGCUGAGAUAGUUCUUGAGCUUGGCCACUUCUUCAAGGACAAUAGGGUGGAUCCUAGAAAGAAGAGUAAUAGUAUCCUUCUCUCUAUGAAACCCAAUACUUUUGCUUUUAAUAUUUCUUUGAUGGGUUCUCUUGUAUAUGGGUUUACCAGAAAGGCUGAGCAGCUUCUUGAACUGAUUCCACGAAUUGGGGUGAAGCCAGAUGCCUCCUUGCUUAUCACAAUCGCACACAUAUAUGAAAAGAAUGGGAGGAGAGAUGAGAUUAAGAAGCUCAGAAGGCAUAUUGAUGAGGCCUGUGGCUUGGGUGAUUUUCAAUACCAGCAAUUUUACAACUGUUACCUCUCAUGCCUACUGAAUUUUGGGGACUUGAGUACUGCAACUGAGUUGGUUUUGGAAAUGCUUCGGAGGGCCAAGAAGGCUCAGACCUCCUUAGCCGCUGCCCAAUCGGUGGUGGAAGCCAUUGCAGCUGAGAAACCCAAACUUCUCCUCCCUAAAGAACAUGACGAGAAUCGAGUUAUCAGUUCGGUUCGUCUAUUUGAAGGUCCAGCUUUAUCUAUCAUGGAGUUUAUAAAGCACCGGAAUUUCUUAAGAAUUCAAGCUGAGGCAAAGGAGCUUCUUGACUCUUUCUCAGCUCAGUUGCAAAACCAAGUCGAACUGGUAAGAACCCAAGACAGUAUUCUGUAUCCAACUGAGAAGUUGUAUGCAAAACUUGUGAAGGCCUUUUUGGAAGUAGAAAGGAUUACUGAUUUGGCUCAGUUUCUUAUUGAGGCUGACAAGGAAGAGGGUCCAGUCUCACCUGAUAACUCUUUUGUGGUUCAAGUGAUAAACACAUGUAUAUCUCUCGGUUUGCUUGACCAAGCCCAUGACCUUCUUGAUGAGAUGAGACUUAGUGGACUAAAAACAGGCUCUUUGAUUUACUCGUCACUGCUAAAAGCCUAUUGUAAAGCUAACCGACCCAAUGAUGUUGGCUCACUUCUACGAGAGGCCCAAAAGUGUGGUAUCCAAUUAGAUGCGAGCUGCUAUGAAGCUCUAAUAGAAUCUCGGGUUUUGCAGAGAGAUGCAAAAGAGGCCAUCAGAUUGUACAAAGUGAUGAAGGAAGCAAAUAUUUCACUUUCCACCCAUCAUGGAUUUGAGAGUUUAGUAAAGGGGUGUGAGGGAAAUAGGGAGCCAAAGUUCAUGGCCAAGUUAUUGGAGGAGAUCCAAAGCGAACAAGGAGUAGAUUGUGGUGUGAACGAUUGGAACAAUGUGAUACAUUUCUUUUGCAAGAAAGGGUUGAUGCCUGAUGCUCAGAAGGCAUUUAAAAAGAUGGUGGCUUUAGGCCACAAGCCCAAUGCCCAGACUUUCCAUUCUCUUGUUACUGGUUAUUCAGCCAUUGGAGGUAAGUAUCAUGAAAUAACAGAACUUUGGGGUGAGAUGAAAAUGAUUUCUAGUUCAUCUCCAUUGCAAUUCGACCAGGAGCUUUUGGAUUCUUUGUUGUAUAACUUUGUUAGAGGUGGUUUUUUUCAUAGGGCCAAUGAGGCCAUUAAUUUGAUGGAGAGAGAGGGGAUGUUUAUUGACAAGUACAAGUAUAGGCAGCUGUCGUUAAAGUAUCACAAAACUUUGUGUAAGAACAAGAAGGGUUCCAAGUUUCAGACAGAGGCUCAGUACAAGAGGAGGGAAGAAGCUCUGAGCUUUAAGAAAUGGGUUGGCUUGGAUUGAAAGAAAUUCCGCAGGGUUAGACUAAGAAAUUUGGUGAGGCAAAGGAAGAAUUUGUUGGAUCGAGACUGAAAAGCUAGUAAAAUGCUUUGAGCUGGUUAUAUGGUCUAGAUCUACCAUACAAAAUCAACAGUUCCAACCUCGGUACUGAGUAUUGGCCUAAAUCUGGACCCUCCAUUCAAAAGCUCGCCAACUAAGGCUUGGAGAAUGUGGUGAAUUGCUCAUGAGAUACUCCUAGCUGAUCUCAAAUAGUAGGGAAAAGGCUCUGAUGAUGAUGAUAAUACUCCUCUGAAUGAUUUUAAAAAUCUUCUUUGUGCCAUUGCUGACUCCAUUUGAAUCACCCGACCCACCCUUGUGAAAUCUAUCUUCAUUUGUCCAUUCAUUCAAAUGGAUAUUAAUUCUAAAAAGGUUGAGAGAUUUGAACAAGUUGCAGUCGACCUUGUACAAAUCAAAGAUAUAGUAAAAGGAGAGUUUUCCUUUCUUUUGAAAAACCAGUAAGGUAAGUCUGAUUUUACAGGGAUAUCAUCUAGUAUUGAGUGCACACCUUGAAAUUUAAGAAGUCUUUUUCCAUUAACAAGUUUACACUGAAAUUUAAGAAGACUAGUAGUAGAUCACUGCACGUUUUAACACGUGUUUUCUUAUAGAUGAAAAUGAC
Messenger RNA from Amborella trichopoda, 3342 nucleotides. The record is from RefSeq and is a predicted model, not a curated record. Lineage: Eukaryota; Viridiplantae; Streptophyta; Magnoliopsida; Amborellales; Amborellaceae.